GGAGGCAAGUCCGUUUCCCGCUCCAAGAAGGCUGGACUUCAGUUCCCCGUUGGACGUGUCCACCGCUACUUGAAGAACGGCAAGUACGCCACCAGGGUUGGAGCUGGUGCCCCCGUGUACCUCGCCGCUGUCCUUGAGUACCUCUCCGCUGAGGUUCUUGAGUUGGCUGGCAACGCUGCUCGUGACAACAAGAAGUCCCGUAUCAUCCCCCGUCACAUCCAGUUGGCCGUCCGCAACGACGAGGAGUUGAACAAGCUU
Messenger RNA from Guillardia theta CCMP2712, 258 nucleotides. RefSeq lists its product as hypothetical. Gene Ontology annotation, molecular function: structural constituent of chromatin; protein heterodimerization activity; DNA binding. NCBI's taxonomy places the organism in Eukaryota, Cryptophyceae, Pyrenomonadales, Geminigeraceae. The record is from RefSeq and is a predicted model, not a curated record. Gene Ontology annotation, cellular component: nucleosome. The annotation marks the transcript as partial. The transcript has a single exon.